UUGUUGGUAUUGAGAUGAUCGGCCUGUGAAUGCCUUCGCAAAAUCGCUAACGACUAUCACCAUGUCUUCUACCUCUGUGGACAAGCCAUAUCCCCUUAUUUCGACUAUUGCGUUUUCCAAAGAUGUAUACAUCCCAUGCGGCAAACUAUGUCGCAACGCAAAUGGCACUCGCCCACAACGGCAUGAUACGCGGUCUCAACGCCAUAUACCUCCAAGCGACAGCAAUCCCCCACCAGGACACCGAAACCGUCCAGGACUUCCUAACGUACUGCCAGUGCUGGUGCGAAUCCAUGCAUCACCACCACGACGUCGAAGAGGCGGAGUUCUUCCCCGACAUAGAGCGCAUCACUGGGGUCCUAGGAAUCAUGGAACUCAACAUCGAGCAGCACCGAGCCUUUACACCAGGAUUUAUCAGGUUCGAAGAGUAUGCUAGGACCUGCUCGGCUGCAGAUUAUGAGGGGGGAAAGGUCAAAGAGCUCAUCGAUGGUUUCGCGGGCCCGUUGACUACGCAUCUGCGCGACGAGAUUAACACGCUGCGAGACCUGCAUCCCUACGACAAUGAAGAUAUACGGAAGGCCUACAAGAAGUUUGAGAAGCGCAUGAUGGCCGGAGACAGCUAUCGGACCGCGCCACUCGUUUUUGGAACUGCGGACAGGAGCUUUGAGGGCGGUAUGCAUAAUUUUCCGCCCGUACCGUUCUUUGUGCCGUAUAUAAUCCACUAUGUUUACGGCAGGAAGUAUCGUGGAGCUUGGAGAUUCAACCCAUGCACCAUUUGGAGGGACCCUAGGGAUCUGGCUUUCCAGAGCAACAGUCCAGGUCAACAAUGAUACGAUAAAGUACAAGAGAGGACGAGGAGAUGUGUAUGUUCAAGACGACAUGGAGUAACAAUCUUCCACGGACAGCCACGUGCUCAGUAGUCU
Messenger RNA from Aaosphaeria arxii CBS 175.79, 920 nucleotides. RefSeq lists its product as uncharacterized. Lineage: Eukaryota; Fungi; Ascomycota; Dothideomycetes; Pleosporales. The record is from RefSeq and is a predicted model, not a curated record. The transcript is spliced from 3 exons. The coding region runs from base 123 to 827 and encodes 234 amino acids.